UUCAUUCCAUAUCCAAGUGCUACCAGUGGCAAGUGGCAGAUUUUUCUUCUGUGUGCGUCUAGUUGUGGUGGCCUACUAUUGGAAGGAUAGUAGUUUUCGACUGAAUCCUACUUGAUGGAAAAGAAAAGAAGAAUGGUAAAUUCGUUCGGGAAAAAUUUGUGGUGCUGACUGUCUGGAUGGGAAAACGGAUUAAAUCCUCAUAAUUCAAGACUAUUGCCAAAGUUUUUUCGCUGCGGGAAUUGUUGCGGUGUGUGUAUGUGAGACGACCGGCUGCGAGACGGGUCAAUUGCAACCCUUUUUUCGGUGAAUUUUUCGGGUGGGAAAAGAAAAUCUGUGGCUCAACUACUUGCCGAAUGGCUUGAGUAAGGUAAAAUUGGAGGGAUUUGUUUGAUAUCGGAAGCAGUCACGUGUGAAGAAAAAAGUGAACGAAAAUAAUGCUGCUUUACUGAGUAAAAAGAAUGUCUGCCAAGUGCGGCAAACGGGUGGCUUUAGAUCGCGUCUAAGAAAGUGGGUGGCGGGUGGCAUACGUGAUCCACAGAGUGUAUGUUUUUCUCGACUUGGGAGAUGAAAAAUAUAUUAAAGGUUAAGGCAAAAGAGAUUGUUGAAUGCGAAAACAAUAGAUCGAAAAUUAUAUGUAUAUUUGAAACUGGAGCGAAUGACGUGUUGGUAGGAUUUCCUUCUGCUUACAGGAAUUCAGUCGUAGGAGAAAGUUUUAUGGCCAAUGUCAUUAGAUGUGUAUAAAUAUUUGACUCCGAAAGAAACACCGCGAAUUGAUAAAGUGAAGUGAGGAAUCAAGACAAAACUUUUUUUGGUCGCAAAAGAGUGUGAAACGAGGUUUAUACUGCAAAGUGAAAAGUUUUUUCUGAUCACUGCGGUAGACAAACAAUGCAUUUUUAAUUAACUGACAGUGUGAAUUUUUACUAUUUGCUACCAAAAUUGCACGGAAUGGCUGCUACUGGCUUAUUUACCGUAAACGGAUAGUGAUAGUGAUUGUGACGACGAAGCUUUCCAAUGUGUUGGUGCAAUAGAUUUACCAGAAUGCAGCAGCAUCACGAUAUGCAGCAACGGUAGGAGAAAGCAGCAGCAGCAGCAGCAGCAUCAUCACUAAAGUGACUCCAUCAACAUCAACGCCAAAAGUUCUGCCAAGUUCGUCGUCGUGCCUCUCCCCUUGCUUUGAUGACACUUUCAGUGCUUCAGCUGUGCGGAAGUUUUGCUGUCGCGCUUUCCUUGCCAAAUGCAGCUGUAGGUGUGCUCGCAGUGUGAAAUAAUUAAUUGCAUGUAUACAUAUAGUCUACAGUAACUUACUAUUGGUAGAAUAAAAUUGGAAAAUAUCUGCUCCGAAGCGAUAGCAGGCACUGACUUUUGGUAAUUGGGAAAGCGAACUGUUUGGUAGAAAACUUCUCGAUUCGCUAUCAAAAAUAGAAAGUGCAUCUUCGGGACUUUAAUUAAGUGACGUUGAUUGUGCAAACUGGAUAUUGCUUCGGGACCGUGGAAAAGAGUUUUGAGUCAGUUUGGUGAAUCAACCAGAUGAAAUGCUGUUUUACUAAGCAUGGGUACUGCUAUGUCCACGACUUCUAUAGACAUAAUAUGGUACAGUAGGAGAACUGGAGAGCAGUAAAAGCUGCCGGCUUUUAUUCGUAGCUCGCCGAUCUAUGAACUAGCCGUAGCGCAGCAAUAAUGGAUGUGCACGGACUUCUGACGGCCGUCUGUAUUCUGUAUUUUCUAAAUGGUGUUAUUCUAUUGGAUCUGCAGGGACCGGUCUUUCUCAGUGAGCCACAGCAUCGAGUGGAGUUUUCCAAUAACUCCGGCGGUCAUAUUGAGUGUACUGGUCAUGGAAGUCCACCACCAGACAUGGAGUGGUCGGUAGCGACAACUAACCACGAGCUGGUUUAUGCUUCGCCAAAUGGAAGUCUGAUUUUUUACCCUUUUUCUGCGGAUAAGUUUCGUCAUGAGAUUCACUCUACAGUCUAUAGAUGUAAAUUAAAAAACUUGGUCGGUACAAUUUUAAGUCGCGAAGUGCACGUGAAAGGAGUCGUUAAUCAGAAGUACAAUGUACAAGUACACGAUGAGUACGUCAUGUCGGGGAACACUGCGGUUCUUAAAUGUCAGGUACCAAGUUACAUCCUAGACUACGUGGUGGUAACAGCGUGGGUGCAGGACAGUGGCGUCCAUCUGUAUCCAAACACCGACAUCGGUGGCAAAUACAUCGUGCUGUCGAACGGCGAUUUGUACAUCAACAACGCCGGACCAAGCGAUGCGUACAAAACGUACUCGUGCAGAACUGUAAAUAGACUAACAGGUGAAAUACAAAUUUCAACAUAUCCAGGUAGAGUAAUAGUGACUGAACCGAAAGGACUAGUACAACCUAGAAUUAAUGUAGAGAAACACUCGCUCAAGCACGUAGUUGUGAAUGCACAAGUCACACUGCCUUGUGUAGCCCAGGGUCACCCGGUGCCCACGUAUCGCUGGUUCAAGGAGGUCAAGGAUCAGAUCAUCCCGCUCCAGCUAAACGAGCGGAUCGGCAUCAUCUCGGCCGGGCUGCUGAAGGUCGCCAAAGCCCGUCUAGAGGAUAGCGGGAAGUAUCUCUGCUGGGUCAACAACACGGCCGGCGAAGAGACAAUCCAGGUGACGUUGACAGUUACCGCACCCCUCACAGCACACCUGCAGCCACAAGUACAAACCGUAGAUGUUAGUAAGGAUGCACAGUUUCAGUGCAUCAUCUCGGGUUUCCCGGCUCACGAAGUCCUCUGGAUGCACAACGGGAAACCCAUCGUACGGGACAGUCGGAUAGAAAUCUACACCGAUACGCCACGCAUCGUGAUCAAGAACGUGCAGAAGGAGGACCAGGGCAUGUACCAGUGUUUCGUGUCCAACGAAUGGGAACAGAUACAGUCGACUGCCGAGCUACAACUAGGAGAUGCUACACCCGAGCUGUUGUACUGGUUUUCCGAGCAGACGCUUCAACCUGGACCAACAGUCUCAUUAAAGUGCGUGGGGACUGGCAAUCCGCCACCGCAAUUCACCUGGAAGCUAGACGGCUUUCCGAUUCCUGAUAGCUCUCGGUUCGUUGUUGGCCAGUAUGUAACCAUACACGACGACGUAAUCAGCCAUGUAAAUAUAUCCAACGUCAAGGAGGAGGAUGGCGGAGAGUACACCUGUGUUGCUCAGAACAGCAUCGGCCGGGUAUCGCACAGUGCUCGGGUAAAUAUUUACGGUCUUCCAUACAUUCGAGAGAUGCCUAAAAUCACCGGCGUGUCCGGCAGUGAUCUAGUGGUAAAGUGUCCGGUGGCUGGUUAUCCGAUUGAUAAAAUACACUGGGAACGAGACGGCCAGACACUGCCCAUCAAUCGACGGCAACGAGCCUACAACAAUGGUACGCUAAUCAUCGAGCAGUUACAGCGGACCGAAGACGCCGGAACAUACACAUGUAUGGCGCAAAACAAACAGAAGCAAACGUCUCGACGGAACGUUGAGAUUCAAGUUAUAGUGCCUCCAAAAAUUAUGCCCAUCCAAGCGAUGACCAACAUGUUACGCGAGGGGAUGCGUGCUGCCAUCUCGUGCCAAAUACUAGAAGGCGAUCUGCCGGUGAAUUUCCGCUGGGAACGCAAUGGCAAACCGAUUCUCGGAACCGGGAAUGAAGUGAUUCGUCGGUUGGAUGAGUACUCUGCCAGCUUAGUAAUAGAACAUAUCACGUCGGAGUAUUCGGGUAAUUACACCUGCAUUGCGAGCAAUGUGGCAGGAAGCGAGAGCUUCACUGUGCCUCUAACAGUAAAUGUACCACCGAAAUGGAUUCUCGAGCCAAAGGAUUCCAGCGCCCAGGCUGGACAGGAUGUCGCUCUACACUGUCAAGCCGGUGGACAUCCCAAGCCGACAAUCACAUGGAAGAAAGCAAUCGGCAACACUCCCGGGGAGUACAAGGAUUUUCUAUACGAACCAAACGUCUCACUGCACACCAACGGCACGUUGGAAUUCCGCAAAAUUACCAAAGAAUCCCAGGGCCAUUUUUUAUGCGAAGCGAAAAACUCAAUCGGCACUGGGGUGAGCAAAGUGAUUUUUCUCAAAGUCAAUGUACCUGCGCACUUCAACACAAAGAGCAAACAAAUCACAUCUCCUCGCAAUAAACAGAUUCAUAUCCAAUGUAACGUCCAGGGCGACAACCCGAUCGACAUCAAAUGGAAGUUGCAAAACUCACAGCAACAUAUAGAUGAAUCUCUGGACAAUCGGUACAACAUCCGUGAGCAGGUGUUGGACGAUGGAAUGGUUUCAGAACUAGGGAUCUCGCACACCUAUCGCCAAGAUACAGGAAUCUACAUCUGCCAUGCAACGAAUGCCUUCGGACAUGACGAAAUGUCGAUCCAGUUAGUGAUUCAGGAGGUUCCUGAAUCUCCAAAGAACUUACGAAUAAAUUCACAACAAUCACGAACACUCCAACUUUCCUGGAGUCAGCCGUUCGCCGGAAACAGUCCCAUCGAAAAGUACAACGUUGAGUAUAAAUUAGUCACCGAUUCGUGGCAAUCGGCCGAGCAUAUUACUGUGGCCGGUACACAGACGGUCAUCACCCUGCAGAAUUUGAAACCAGCGAAAGCAUAUCACAUUCGGUUAUCGGCCGAAAACAAGUUGGGUGCCUCCGAAUACUCGGAAGUGAUCCAGGUGACCACCUUAGAAGAAGUGCCUUCCGGUCCACCCUUGAACAUCAAAGGUGAGUCAAAAAGCUCCACCGAAAUCUUUCUUUCCUGGGAAGCUCCAGACCGGGAGCAGUGGAAUGGUAACCUGCUGGGUUAUUACGUGGGCUACCAGGAAGCAACGGGGCCCAAUGACAAGGAAAUCAAUCCCACGCAAGGUUUCAACUUCAAAACCGUCGAAGUUCGUACACAUUUUGGUGGUGAAACUACUCUAGGAGGCUUAAGCAAGUGCACCCAGUACAACAUUGUGGUGCAAGCUUAUACUAGUCAAGGUAGUGGACCACCGAGCAAGGAGAUUUCCCUCAACACCUUGGAGGAUGUGCCUUCGACUCCACCCGACAGUCCCAAGUGUGAUGUGUUGAGUUCUAGUUCAAUCUACAUCACCUGGUCGCCCCCGGCAGCAGAGGGACAGAAUGGAAAAAUACGGGGGUACAAGGUGUCGUACAUUGAAAUCGAAGAACUGUUUGAAAAAGAGCCAUACACUGCCAAAACCAACAAUCAGUACAUGACUUUGGAGAAUCUGAAGAAAUUUACCAACUACACGUUUUGGGUACUUGCAUUCACGAAAGUAGGUGAUGGCGUGAGGACAACUUCGUUCUUCUGUACUACGCAUGAGGAUGUUCCCUCGGCGCCGUACGCUAUCAAGGCGGUUCCGGCUUCCAACACGAAAAUUAUUAUCUCCUGGCUACCACCGGCAAACAAAAACGGCAUCAUCACUGGAUACACAUUCUACAUGUCGCUGGUAGACGGCGGUCGGGACGAAGGAACCCACAAGCGGUCUCUCGUACCAUACGCUGACAUUCACGAAACGGUGCGGCUUCAAGAGCACGGAACUUACCAGUUUUGGUUAACGGCUUCCACAAAAGUUGGCGAAGGCGAUAAAUCGGAAGUUAUCACAGUUCCCCCCAACAAUAAAGUUCCCGCUAGAAUUGUUUCGUUCAGUCAGGAAAUUGUUACGCCAUGGAAGGAAACGCUUGUGCUGCCUUGCAGAAAGGUUGGCGUUCCAGCACCAGUGACUAUCUGGCGUCAAGACGACCAAGCGAUGGAAACGGGAACGAGAAAGCUUAUUGCAAAGAACGGAACCCUAUAUAUCAAAGAUUGCCAACACUCGGAUGCUGGGAACUACACGUGUAGUGUUGAGAACAACUGGGGACGAGAUGAAAUAGUGUACCAUAUCAAGAUCAAAGUUCCUCCGGAUCCGCCGAGUCUUUCAGUUAUCAAUACUUACACAGAUAGUUUACUGCUAGAAUGGAUUGACAAUAAAAAUGGUGGAUCGCCGAUUCUGGGUUAUGUUAUCAACUACAAGCGGGAGCACGGCGACUGGGAAGAAAUUCAGAUUGAUUCAAAAACCAACACGCAUCUGCUGGUGAAUUUGUGGUGCGGAACUAAGUAUCAGCUGUACAUAACAGCUUACAACAAGAUAGGAACUGGACUUCCAUGCGAUAUAGUCCACUCGCAAACUAAAGGCCUCCCACCGGUUCAACCGAAACACUCGCAGAUGAUUACGAACAACUCAACCAGCGUGACAUGCUGGUUGGAUUCGUGGGGGGAUGGUGGAUGUGGGAUUUUACAUUUUUCGGUCGAGAAUCGGAUGUACGGCAGAUCACUGUGGAACAUGAUCUCAAACCACGUUGAAGCGACGGAACGAAUUUUCACGGUUACGGACCUUAACCCAGCCACCAAAUAUCAACUGAGAGUAACGGCAUACAAUAAUGCCGGUGCUACAAUGGCGGUAUAUAACUACACUACCCUAACUGCGGCUGGAGUGAUGGUCCAUCCGGAUUUAACAAAUCCCGUUUCUCCGCAUCUUGGUGACAAUCCAUUCUACGCCAACUUCAAAGUACUGCUGCCGCUCUGCCUUUCGAUUCUAAUACUAUUCGCACUGAUUGCAGUGGCGCUUCUCAUUCGAAAAAGAAAGCUAAAUAACCAGAACCGAAUCCCGUCAACAUCAAUGUCAGAGUCGCCGUCUAUUGCUAACAUCCAAAACAAGCACAACCGGGACCAGCAGUAUCUGGCGGUGCGAGCUCAGCAAAACAGCCGCAACAGCAACUCUGUCGAUUCUGGCAGUUUUAAGGCCGAGGGAAAUGAAUAUAUUGAAGACAUUUGCCCGUAUGCAACAUUUCAGCUGAACAAGCAAACGUACAGCGAAAGUUCAUACAGUGGAAAUGUGUACAGUGGACCAUAUCAUUCGGUAAGAGGAUCAUUUGUGUAUCAUGAUGUAAAAACCGAAAGCUGUCAUAACAAAGAACCCGAGUACACAAAAGUACGCAGAAAGGGCGGAUCUCGUCUGCGGGAUCCGGCCACCUCGGAGCCGAUAGAUAUAAAUCAGUUUAUAGAAUCUGACAAUCCCGGAUCCACCGAUUCCGAAGUUAGGAAGAUACUAACACUUCAUAUACCGAUUACAGAAUAUGAUACGCUUGGUUCCGAGUCCGACAACGAUAUGGCCUCGCGUUCCAAUCAGUCCAACUAUCGACACCACAGAGAAACCCAAGACGAAACAUCUUCGUCUUCCGAAAACUCACCUUCUAGUUUAUCUAGAAAGUCGAAACCACCGUAUCCGCCGCGAAAGUCGGCGAAAUCGUCGCAAAAUCUGACGAAGCGUCAUGUCAGAAGUUCUAGCGGCUACUCGAGCCACAAUGAGGAAACUACGUUUAGUAUAUCUAACUAUCCGAACUACUCCGAACAUAUAACACCACCAGCCAGGUUCUCCGAUCUGCUCGGACGGGACGCCACGCUGGCCGUCUCGUCCGUCAAUCCCUCCGGAUUAGUGGGCAGUGCCAGCGAGCUAAGUAGUACGAAAAAGUCGAGUAAUCACUCGCCACGACCACGUGCCAAUCAGAAGCUUCAGCGGGAAGCCUUCCAAAUCAAUGUGUGAUGGGAUUGUUACAGCGACUUUCAGGAUGUCUAGAAAAAAUAAAAGCACACAUACACACAAAUAAACGAACACACGAGCACUCGCCUCGUUUCUCUCGGUACAACGCUAGGUUCUGAACGAAACAUCGGACUGCUAAGUGGAUCGAAUGUUCCCUUGAGUUAUUGUGACUGAACGAUAUUAUUUAAUUAGUUUCAUAUAGUAAAUAGUAACAGGCUAUAUUUUAAUUAACGAAAGCAAUCCAUCGUGUGCGUGGAAAAGUAUGAAAAUGAACAGAAAAAAUGGAUAAAGCUUCCAAACUAAUUAAAAAAUUGUUAUCAAAUAAAAAUUUAGGAAUAAAUUGAAAUAGAUAGUUAUUUGAUAUGGAAAUUUAUCGGAAAAAUACUGCACAACACAUGCCAAACCAACAGAAAUGUAUAUUGAUUGAUUUAACUAUUUUAUAUCGAAGUAAUAUUUUAAAAUCGAAGGUUAUUUCUGCUGAAAGCGGAGUAGUGAAAUGUAUUAGGUCAACAAAUUGUAAAAUUCUUUGUUAAACGUAUCCUACACUGAAUUUAAGUUUCAAGCAUAGUAAUUUAUAAUUACCGUGUGAUUGGCUCAAAUCGUUUUCGAAAUUGUUUUGCUCUCUUUCUCCAAAACUAUCUACUAGCUUGGUCAUCAAACUCUCGUUUACAGUAGUGACAAGUACAAUAAACCUAGCAUGAAUCGUAUAUUACCAUGGGUAAACCAAUUGAUUACAGAGCGAUUUUUGUUCGGUACUGACUGAUGAUUGAGUGAUGUUGCCCCUAAAUGGUUGCGAUUCCUAAGAGUUGUCUAGCAAGACCAUUUUCUUUGUUUGAUACAAAAGAUUGAGUUGAUAUAAUCGAUCAAUCUACUACCACGAGGUUGAUAGCUGUUAAUAUAUGUGUAAAAAUAAACAAAACUAAGAAAUAAUCGAAAAGGAAAACGAAUGUAUUUAAUCCGGUCGAACAUAAAAGUCAACAAAGUUAUUAUUGAAAAAAAGUGUGAUCUAUGUAAAUAUUUUGGAAAAAAGAUGAUACUGAAUAAAUAAAAACAUAAAAAUUAUUCAUCAUUCACGGAAAGUCCUAGAACAGAAACAUCAAGGCUUCAACUUAUUGAUCAUUUAAUAGAACACUUUCGGUUUAAUAGGUACUCGAUUUUAGUGGGCAAAUAUUACAUCGGGUGUAACACUACGCUGGUCACAACAGUACUGAUUCAACAACGUGUAGAUCUGAAAUACCAUUAACAUAAAAUUCAGAGAUGAAUGACUUCUCUGACACACUCGAAAAAAAACUUUAGCAUGUGGUGAUUGUGUGGCAUGAUAACAUGAUACUGUUACUUUGUUUCCAUGAUCGAAAUGUUUAAGUGAAUACAAAUUUUGACAUUGGUACUACAAUUCAUUUGCUUGAUUUUAACCAUCUGUUUCAAAAGAUUUCCUAAUCUGAGAAUUGUACAAGACAAUUGCAGAGUUGCAAGGUCCUACCGACACGUAAGAGUUCUGCUUGGCGGGACUGAAACAUGCGACGAGUAGCUAAGGUGACCAGUGCUAUACCGUGUAUAUCUUUUUUAUGUUAACUGUAAAAAUUAAAAUUUAAACAAAUAUUAUUGUACAAAUAUUAGAUCUCGCGCGCGCAACUUUUUAUUGCGAGCGGAGUGCUUCUGCUGGCAUACUGCGUCAAGGGGGUCAUUCCCUUUUGUUUUUCACCGAAGCUGGCUUGGUGCCUACGAUUAGAUGUUUUCCCUUUUUCUUGCACUUACUGUUGAUCAGUGUAAAUAGGUUGUCAUUGUUAUUACCUUCCUUGCCGAUGUUUCAUACAGUUGAUUUUUGGUGCUGGAUGCUUCUUUUGCGGUUGUCAUUAUGGUCUAAACAGCUGCCACUAAUUUGGCCACCAUUUGUAGUUCAGGCAUUGCUAUAGAAAGCACAGUUUUGAGUUGUUUUGCCGCAGAUGAGUUGGCAAUCGGUUCAGAUACGUUUUCCUCUGCAUCUUCCGCGCAAGGUUACCCAUGAUGUGCUGUCCGAUUAUAAUACUUGCACGUAGGAGUUUGCCCCUCAUAGGUGCAUACUGUAGUUUGUAUAAUAGUAGUUCCGUGUGUUUGGAGUUUUAUUGUCAAGUAGGAAGGUACGGGCCUUUCGAUCCUCAUCCUCACUACAUAAACGCCGUUAGGAGCACCCGGGAAGAAGUUUCUCCAAGUAUCAGGUGUAACGGAUUCUACUUCUCCGUAUUGCGACAUGCAAUUUGCUCUGGAGGGAUACGAGGUGAUAGGUCAUAUAGCCUUACAUCUCUCCACUCAUUUUCAAUGUAAAUGAGAAUCUUAAUUCUAUCGUUGUCACUUCCAAUCACGUGUACGUUGUUCAGAAGGUAUUCGACUUUACAAAAACUCGGUCGCAUUGAACAAAAUUUAAAGUUAACGACCGCGGCGUUGGGUCGGAGUAGAACUUUUUCAUCAAUUUUAAUCAGAAUGACAAGAAUAAUCCGAUGUUUCCUUUGUUCUCGAGACAAUGUACACUCUAGAUCGAGAGGCCUGUAAAGCCAUUGGUCCCCGGUCCAUGAGUUGAUGGGUCGGUGUUUGACCUCGUAGCGAAAAUAUGGUGGCCGAAAAAUAACUAGAAUUAGAAGAAGAAAACCUCUAUCUGACCUCCUUGUGUCACGAUGAUCCUUAUUCCAAGGGUAAAUUGUGACCGAAAUUCAGCCGGAAAGGGCUUAAUUGCCACAUCACGAGUAAAAGAUUCCACGUUACACAUAACACACGCGAUUUAUUAUAUUAAACUCGAUUAUUUAAUGCACAAUUUACUAGAUAACAUAUAUUAACGAUUUUGGACCAAAAUUGAACACAAAAUUGAAUAUAAAGUUGUACAGAUGUUUCCCCUGGUAUUCGGUCGUGAUCGGUAGCAGACUGAUAUCUCCUUUUUUGAUCGACCCAACGAUAGGUAGAUUAUGAGCCAUCCUUUUCACGCCACGCUGAUUUGAUCGCAACGCACUGCACAGAUAAUCGGUCGCUGAUAAUAGCUGCAUACUUGUAUUGGCAGCAUUUAUUAACCGCAGGGUAAUCAUGUCAAAUCUUUAAACCCUACCCUGAUGUUGACAGAAACUUCUAAAAUAAAUAAACUCCCUUUUGAUGCAUUGGAUGGAUACUAUCAAAUGCUCUAGUUGAGUAAGUUUUUUGCUGUAUCUGGCAAGCCUGUUGUUGGAAGGAUUCAUAGUUUCGCUACGGGUAGACGGGUGUUUUUACGUUGGCUGGUCGUACCACGUUAUCAUCUCCUAGGUUCAACUCAUGAAUUCGACCCAUCUUCCAGCACAAUGCAGGGGUUGGUUUCCAUCUACAACAAUUGACCGCACUCUACCUUCACUGGUGGUUCCCACUUUUUGCUUCUGCUUUGUAGUUGUGAUAAAUAUUCUCGCCUCCAAUAGCUCCAGAAAUCCUGAAGCUGACGUUGAACUAGCUAUCAUCGGUUCAACCAAUUUAGUUGUAGCCCGGUGUAGUCGAACUCAAGAAUAGCUUGCAAGGAUCCUUUGCUUAGAAAAUGAACCGGUGUCAACGGUUGUAGGUCUGAAGAAUCAUCCGACAUAGGUGUCAAAGGCGGAGAAUUUAGGCAACCUUCUUCCUUGGCCAAGGAUGUGUUGAAGUCUUCGAAAGAUGUAGAGUUUUCCCCAAGCAGUAAAAUUUAGCUGAUCGUACAGCAUAUUUCCACAAACCUCCGAAAUGUUGAGCACCUAGCGGGUUGAAGUGCCACUGCAUGCCGUCCUUGGCGCACCCCUUUGAAACCAUGCCAUGAUACUUCUUUCCUUGAGUUUCCGCGAAUAGUAGAUUCUCAUGGCAAUGUUUAAAUAGCAUCGCCGUCAAUAAAGAAUUGGCUAACAUAAUAAUCGAAUGUUUUGUAUCAAUCGAUUCCUGAUAGUGACUUAACCUGCUACCUACCCAUAGAAUACCAUCUAAGCCAUUUAUCAGCCUACUCCUGUUACCAGGCUGGGCCUUCCCACCACAAUCUGUCACCACAACUCCAGUCUUGGUAGCGUUUGAACCUUUAAUGGUGCUACCUUCGAUUUCGAAGUUAAAAGUUGGACUGUAAUUCUUCCGUUGGUAUCCCUACUGCGAAGAUAUAAGAAGGCUCCAUACGCCUUCUCAGAAGCGUCUAAGAAAUAAUGGAUUUCGAUAUCUGCGCUUUAUGGUGCGACCGCACAUCGUGGAGUCCGAAACAAAUUUAGCGAAGGCAGCUGUAGCUGAUAUCUUCGCCAUCACCUGACGUUGCAGGUAUAGAUUCGUCCUUUUCCAAACGUUGCCCAGCUUUGUUGCCAUAGUUCCACAGUGUUUGCAUAUGAAUCUUGGCUAGUGCGACGGCAACCACCGAAGAUCCCCAAGAGGUCAAAGAGUGAUGUGAUGAUGGAUAGAAUCAUGCGCUUGGUUAGAAGUUGUUUCGAUGUAAGUGUAGAUAUUGUAAAUUGAAAUUUUAAGCAAUCCGUUUUGGGUAGCAAUGAUAACCCAAGUGUUUUAACUGUAACAUCUUUAUUCCAAGUAAUUUCCAAGUAAGCCUCUGGUAGUGCCUGAUUUUCUUUCGGUAUACUUCCAAGACACUUUCGCAGUUGGAGACCCAUAUUCGCAAUCUGAACCCACCGGUCAACAUCAUUGAAUAGAAUUGCAUCCUGAACUGGAAGCGGUUUCGAAGUCACCAUCCCAGAUAUUACAUCAUCCAUAUAGAUUAGCCUGGCCCAAAAUACCUUAAAUCUCGAAAUCAAAACCUUGCACCUGAAAAUGAUAGUUUGGAUGGCCAAUAAGCUUCCCUAAAAGUUUCAGCUCAUUUAGUAUUGUGUAUGGGAAAAAUUAAUCAAAUGUAUGGAGAAACGCAUAAGUUUCUCAUUUUCGGAUCUAGGUGGCGCUGCAAUCGAUCAAUGUUUUCCGUGAGAAAAAUGAUCCUUUUCUAACAACAAAACGACUCGUGAAGACUGCAAGUCAAUCCAAAAAAAAACUGACAAAGUUAUAAGUGCGCAAUAAUAAUAAUGUCAUGAGUUGUAGUUGGGGUGGCUCUGUUGAAAGUGAAAAAAACGGCUUACGAUGAAUGCGAUUUGCAUGCGGUAGAUACCUACAUGAAUUUCAACUUUUAAGAACACGAAAUGCUGACCAUUUGGAAGGGUAGUAUCUUCGGCAAACUGGAUCAGAAUGUCAAGGGCUUUCCGAAGAAUAACAGGCUAAUGCAUGAAUUAUCCCACCAGGUGGCGCUAGGGAGUAUGAACAUGACCUAUAGUUAAUUUAUAUAUUGGGUCGUAUUUCGUGAUCGGAAAUUCUUGGGGGGGGGGGGGGUUUAAUGCUUCGACAAAGUAAAUCAUUAGAUCAAAGACUUUCCGAUGGAGCACACUUUAAUUUAGAAUUCCUCCACUGGGUGGCACUAGAGUGCCUGAGAAUUUCCUAUACAUUUGAUUUUGGGUCAUAUCUCGUGAGUGGAAAUACUUAACGGAAUAAAGUCUUCGGCAAAGUAGGCUAUAGGGACCAUUCAUAAAUUACGUAACGCUUUUAGGGGGGGAAGGGGUACAACAA
This is a messenger RNA of Topomyia yanbarensis, 13080 nucleotides long. It is a transcript of the gene Dscam4, whose product is annotated as cell adhesion molecule Dscam2. The transcript is spliced from 21 exons. Gene Ontology annotation, biological process: axon guidance; cell-cell adhesion. Gene Ontology annotation, cellular component: plasma membrane; axon. Bases 1678 to 7557 code for a protein of 1959 amino acids. Gene Ontology annotation, molecular function: protein binding. Lineage: Eukaryota; Metazoa; Arthropoda; Insecta; Diptera; Culicidae. The record is from RefSeq and is a predicted model, not a curated record.